Molecule: messenger RNA, 1911 nt
Organism: Penicillium riverlandense
Lineage: Eukaryota; Fungi; Ascomycota; Eurotiomycetes; Eurotiales; Aspergillaceae
Product: sugar porter family MFS transporter
Exons: 6
Biological process (GO): transmembrane transport
Cellular component (GO): membrane
Molecular function (GO): myo-inositol:proton symporter activity
Source: RefSeq, a predicted model, not a curated record
GUUGUGACACCAAAGCAUAUUCCGCCGUCCCACUACCUUCCUGAUCCCACGAUGGGCGACCUUGAUAAAUCGCAGUCAGCACUUGCUGACGAGCAGCAAUUCAUCGAAUAUGCCAGGAUGCCAACCCUUUCGAACAACAACAACGCGAAAAUUCAAAACCCUUUAAAGGGAAUUCCGAAGGAAGAGUUACGUGCUCAGGUCGAAAGAUUUGUCUCCGAAAAUGGGCUAUCGGAGCACCUUGAUUUUUUAAUAAAAGGUGCUCUAGUUGCGCAAGCACCGACUGACUUCUACAAUCUUACUGAAAUCGAUGGUCGCGAGCGCGAGGCUUUACACGACGAGGUGUCGCGAAAAUGGCAUCAACCGAGAGCUCUCUGGUUUACUAUCGUUGUCUGCUCCAUCGGUGCUGCCGUACAAGGUUGGGAUCAGACCGGCAGCAACGGCGCAAACCUCUCCUUUCCAAAGGCAUUCGGCAUUGGGUCAAAUAGCUCCCAUGACCAAUGGAUCGUUGGCCUGAUAAAUGCGGCUCCCACGAUUGCAAUGGCUCUGAUUGGUUGCUGGCUUUCCGAUCCUAUCAACAACCUAGUUGGCCGCCGUGGUGCCAUAUUCAUUGCAGGCUGCUUUUCACUUUGCUCCUGCCUUGGAUCAGCAUUCACUCAGGACUGGCCACAACUUUUUACCUGCCGCCUCCUUCUCGGAAUAGGCAUGGGUGUUAAGUCUUCAACUACUUCAGUCUACGCAUCUGAGAAUGCACCUGCGCAAAUCAGAGGUGCUCUCGCUAUGACGUGGCAACUAUACGUUGCGUUCGGUAUUUUUCUCGGGUUCUCAGCUAAUCUUGCCGUGGUAAAUACUGGACCUAUAGCCUGGCGUCUGCAGCUUGGUUCGGCGUUCAUCCCAGCUAUACCGUUAUUAUGCUUUGUCUUGUUCUGUCCAGAGAGUCCACGAUGGUAUAUUAAAAAGGGUCGAUACGCGGACGCUUUUAAAUCACUUUGCAAGUUGCGCUUCACGAAAGUCCAGGCGGCACGAGACCUUUACAUCAUGUAUGUCCAAUACACACAGGAGAAAGAAAUAAUUUCGAAGGGCGGGAGAACCUGGAAGCGCUUUGGCCAGCUUUUUACAAUUCCGCGACUUCGCCGCGCUAAUACUGCUGCGAGUAUUGUGAUGCUAUCACAGCAGAUGUGUGGAAUCAACAUUAUCUCCUUUUAUUCUUCUAGCGUCUUUAUGGACGCUGGUGUUUCUGAGAAGAACGCGCUAUGGGCAUCCUGGGGCUUCGGCUUGACAACGUUUCUAUUUGCUAUCCCCGCCCUGAGAACCAUUGAUUCAUUCGGCCGUCGGCCACUUCUUCUCGCUACAUUCCCGCACAUGGCAUGGACACUUUUAGCAGCUGGGUUUUGUUUCUGGGCACCUGCUGGCUCCCGCCUAGCGCCCAUGGCACUUUUCAUCUUUCUGUUCGCCGCCAUCUAUGCCCCCGGCGAAGGUCCCGUGUGCUAUCCGUACGCAGCAGAGGUCUUUCCGUUAUCUCACAGAGAACUUGGCAUGGCAUGGGCUGUAUCCAUCAAUGCCUUAGGAUCUGCUGUUCUCUCGCUCACGUUUCCCUGGAUGCGAAUUGCUUUUACCCCUACAGGUGCCUUUGGGUUCUAUUGCGGCCUUAACAUAGUAGCUUUUAUCAUGAUCUUUCUCUGGGUCCCAGAAACAAAGGAGCUCACACUGGAAGAGCUUGAUUACGUAUUUGCGGUCCCCUUUACCAAAUUUACGAAAUACCAGGUCAACAAGUAUAUUCCCUACUUUUACAGGCGCUGGAUCCUUUGGCAGAGGGAUGCUAGACUACCUCCUCUGUACGAUUUGUCGGAGACUCGGGUAGUCUCAUAUGGAGGUCGGGAAAUCCAUCCUGGGGCGAAACUUUCGGAUGUCUGA